CUUUUCACCAAUCGAUAUCGAUAGUAAUAAAAAAUGUUUCUAUGUACUCCUUAUGGCAGUAGCACUACCCCUUCAUAUACAUAUGUAUGUAUUUGGAAAUUUUAGUGGACUUUAGACCGUUCCGAUCAUUUUUCCUAAAUUAUUAUUUUUGAUUAUUUGCGAACAGGCUGAAAGUGGCAAAAACAGGAGAAAGAGAUGUUUGUUGCUCGACCAGGCUUCUACUAGUAAGAGAUCAAAAACAAGUGACGAGCCAUCUUCAACCGGUUUAACAACGAGUGGCAAUUCUGAAGAUGCCGUGGAUAUCGCCACUUUAAGCAAUACAAUAUUUAAAUACUUUAAAGUUAUUAAGCAUUUGAACAAAACUGACUUUCACCGCAAAAGAAAUGGCGUGGUAGCUGAAUGCCGCAUAUGUAAAAAGCAGCUGCAAGGUUCGACGCAAAUAACUUCGAACUUCAUUCGUCACUUACGAUUAAAACAUGUAGAAGUUUUUAAAGAAUAUAAAGAAACAAAAUUAGAGACACCACAAGCAAACGGCAGCAAACAAGAUGUUUUCAAUAAAUUAACUAUUUCCUAUAUUGCGGAUCUUAUGUUACCAGUAUCUGCUGUGGAGAAAAAAUCUUUUACGAAGUUGAUUGCGUGCUCAAAUCCAAAAUUAAAAUUAAUGAGUAGACCAACAGCAACAUCAUUAGUAAAUACCACAUACACAUCCAUGAUUGACAAGUUAAAAAUGGAAUUGAGUGAUUGUGAAUUUGUUUGCACUACAGCAGAUGUGUGGCCAACUAAGCACAGAAGUUUUUUCAUUACAUGUCAUUGGCUAGAUGACUCUCUCCAAAGAAAAUCUAUUGGCAUGUAAGAGAUUUUUCGGAUCACACGCAUUCGACCGUAUACAUGAUGCAAUAAUUGAAAUUCAUACUACUUACGGUCUCACACUAAAUAAAAUUGUUGCAACCGUUACUGAUAAUAGGUCAAAUUUCGUCAAAGCAUUUAAGGAAUUUGGUGUUAAUACACCUUUAAUGUUCCUCGACGCUAAUGGCAAUAACGACGUUGAAGAUUUAGAAGAGAUGCAAUUGGAAGACUUGUCCACCAAUUUUGGCGGAAAUACAUUGCCGCGACAUAUAAGAUGUGCCACUCACACCCUAAAUUUACUGGCUACUACUUAUGUGUUGAGGAUUUUGAAGACUGAUACCUCAUAUGAUAAACAUAACAAUGUAAUGAAAAAAUGCUCUGAUAUUUGGAACAAAAUAAACAGGCCGAAGACUUCUGAGAUCAUUGUUUCGGUGCUAGGCUCCCAAUUGCAAUAUCCCGUCGUAACGAGAUGGAAUUCCUUAUAUGAUUCCAUUAAAGGUUUAAUUUCUCACAAAGAAAAACUAAGCACUUUGUGUGAAAAGCUCGAAUUGACGAAGUUUCACGAGAGCGAUAUAAGGUAUUUGGAGGAGUAUUUGCAAUUGCUGCAACCAAUCGCAGAUGCUAUCCAGUUUUUGCAAAAAGACAACGGGAUGGUGUAUGGCUUUCUGUUACCUACGCUGGCAACAAUUAGAUCAAAAUAUAGGAAAAUGCAACUAACUCAGGCCAUGCAUUAUCUUCAGCGAGUAGCGAAUCUUUUGGAAGCAGACUUGGAAAAAAGGUUCCAUAAAUAUUUUUGUUUGGAGGAGGUUAAUGAUGCCAUUGUUGCCUCAGCGUUAUGUCCUGAGGUAAAACUGAGAUGGGUACGAUCCCUAAAUCCAGAAUUAACAAACGAAAAAGUUGCCGAGGUCAAUGAGUUGGUGAAGAGCAUUGUGGUGAGCGAAUUCAAUACAGAUACGGAGCGAGUCGAUAAUAGUGAAGAAACAAAUAGUCAAUUUUUCGACUUUUCUUUUAUAGAUGAGUCUACACAACAACUUGAACUAUCGCAAUCGUCUAUUGAAGGCGAGUUUAUAGCCUAUAUGGUUGAUAAGUCUCCGAAUAUAAUCAUCUUACACCGCUAUCCUACUAUUAAAAGGGCGUACAUUAAAUACAACGCACCUCUGCCUACCUCAGCCCCCGUAGAGAGACUAUUUUCGUUUGCCUCCUUACUUAAUGCACCACGUCGAGGACGUCUAUCAGAUGACUCAUUCGAAAAGCUGUUGCUUUUAAAAGUUAAUAAUUCACUAUAAGUUCCCUUUGUUUAUAUUUUGUUAAUAAUGCAUAUUGUUUUAUAAUAAAGUUGUUAUUAUAGAUCAUUAUAAGUAGUUUGUAUAAAUUUUGUUGCAAAUAGUUAGUGACUUCACUCAAAAAAUGAAGUCAGUAAGUGACUUCUCUAAAUGACUUCAAAGUCGUGACUUCAAAAUCGUGACUUCAAAAAGACUUCAGACUUCAUUUUUUCAUUCUUUAGUCAAAAAGCUAGUCAAUAAGUGUAUUCGAAAUUGGAGUCAUUGAACUCGACUUCAACUGAUUGCAUUCGCAUAUGAAUGCAUUCUUUUACAACCCUGGCAUAGAAGCAGCAAAGCAAAAUAUACUGUAUAGAGCUCUACUAUAAGAAGUGUGGGGCGCGACAUCAUCAAACACAUUUUCUUUGUAAUUCUUAGAUUUCCACCCAUAAUAAAACAAAAAAAAAAAACAAAUUAAAAAAACAUACAAAAACCGUUCCGUUAUUACUUAAUAUUUAACUUUCUAAUUUACAUUUGGU
Molecule: messenger RNA, 2644 nt
Organism: Rhagoletis pomonella (apple maggot)
Lineage: Eukaryota; Metazoa; Arthropoda; Insecta; Diptera; Tephritidae
Exons: 4
Coding region: 819-2132 (437 amino acids)
Source: RefSeq, a predicted model, not a curated record